Messenger RNA from Gordionus sp. m RMFG-2023, 3913 nucleotides. RefSeq names its product coatomer subunit alpha-like. Bases 35 to 3772 code for a protein of 1245 amino acids. Gene Ontology annotation, biological process: intra-Golgi vesicle-mediated transport; intracellular protein transport; endoplasmic reticulum to Golgi vesicle-mediated transport. Gene Ontology annotation, molecular function: protein binding; structural molecule activity. The transcript is spliced from 26 exons. The record is from RefSeq and is a predicted model, not a curated record. Gene Ontology annotation, cellular component: COPI vesicle coat. Lineage: Eukaryota; Metazoa; Nematomorpha; Gordioida; Chordodea; Parachordodidae.
AGUUAAUAUUCUAAUAUAUAAAACGUGUGAUACGAUGCUGAUUAAGCUAGAAACCAAAUCUGCUCGAGUAAAAGGAUUAUCAUUUCAUCCUAAAAGACCAUGGAUAUUAACUAGUUUACAUAGUGGCCAAAUUCAAUUAUGGGAUUAUCGAAUGUGUACACAAUUAGAUAAAUAUGAUGAACAUGAAGGCCCUGUUAGAGGUAUAUGUUUUCAUCUUCAACAGCCUUUAUUUGUAUCAGGUGGGGAUGAUUAUAAAAUCAAAAUAUGGAAUUAUAAACUUAAAAAAUGCCUCUUCACUUUACUUGGUCACUUAGAUUACAUUCGAACCACAUUUUUUCAUCAAGAAUAUCCAUGGAUUUUGAGUGCUUCUGAUGAUCAAACUAUUAGAAUAUGGAAUUGGCAAUCACGUAAUUGUAUCAGUAUUCUUACCGGACAUAAUCACUAUGUAAUGUGUGCACAAUUUCACCCAACAGAAGAUUUAAUUGCCUCAGCCUCACUAGAUCAGACAGUUCGCGUUUGGGAUAUAUCAGGGUUGAGAAAAAAAAAUGCCAUGCCAGGUCCCGAGGGUCUUAUGAAUCAAUUGCGUGGACCUAAUUCAACCGAAUUAUUUAGUACGGGGGAAGUUGUCGUUAAACAUGUUCUAGAAGGUCAUGACCGAGGCGUUAACUGGGUCUCAUUCCACCCAACCUUACCCCUGUUGGUGUCUGGUGCGGAUGACAGGCAGGUGAAAUUGUGGAGGAUGAACGAUAGCAAAGCUUGGGAAGUGGAUACUUGUCGUGGACAUUACAACAACGUGUCUUGUGUGACCUUUCAUCCUCGUAAAGAUUUAAUACUCUCCGACAGUGAGGACAAAAGUCUUCGAGUUUGGGACAUGACCAAACGAACCGUUCUCCAAUCCUUCCGAAAAGAUUCCGAACGCUUCUGGACCCUAUCUUCUCAUCCAUUACUCGAUUUAUUUGCCGCAGGACAUGAUGGUGGAAUGAUGAUAUUUAAGUUGGAGAGAGAAAGACCAGCUUACGUAACACUGUCCAAUACAACAUUGUUUUAUGUUAAAGACAAUAAAUUUGUAAGAGCCCUUGAUUUUAUGACGUCCAAGGAUAUACCACUUUUUCAAAUAAGAAGUGCCCCUUCUUCUUCUGUCUCACCUUUGACAUCUUCAUCAACGUCAACUCACUCUCUUUCCAAAAUAUAUUCAAUGAGUUAUAACCAAACUGAGAACGCAUUUUUGAUAGGGCGUAGAGCGGCUGAGAAUAGUAUUUACGAUGUUUACAUAUUAGGACCUUCGUUUCUUUCUGAUGAAAAUUCAAGCUUAUGUGAAGGCAAAAGAUCUACUGGAAUAUCUGCUGUCUGGGUCGCUAGAAAUCGUUUUGCUGUGCUUGAUAAAUCACACACUAUAUUGAUAAAAAAUUUAAAAAAUGAAGUUGUGAAGAAGAUUCAAGUGCCAUCUAGUUGUGAUGAUAUUUUUUAUGCCAGUACUGGCUGUAUAUUAUUAAAAGAACCUGAUUCUAUUACUUUGUAUGAUGUCCAGCAAAAACGGUAUUUAGCAUCCGCAAGAAUAACAAAAGUGAAAUAUAUUGUAUGGUCAAAUGAUUACUCUUUAUUGGCAUUAUUUAGCAAACAUAUGCUGACCAUAUGUUCUCGCAGACUGGAUAUUUUAAGCUCUAUACAUGAAAACGUAAGAAUUAAAAGCGGCGCAUUUAACGAAAAUGGCGUUUUAAUAUACAAUACUAGCAAUCAUAUCAAAUAUGUAUUACCUAAUGGAGAUUAUGGCAUAAUUAGAACUUUGGAUACUCAAAUAUAUAUUACCAAAGUAAUCAAUAAUAAUAUAUAUUGUUUGGAUCGUGGUUGUAAGCCAUUGGUUUUGACCAUAGAUCCAACUGAAUUUAAAUUUAAACUUGCUUUAAUUAACCGUCAAUAUGAAGAGGUUUUAUAUAUGGUUCAAAAUUCUAAAUUAAUAGGACAAUCCAUAAUAUCUUAUCUACGUCAAAAAGGGUAUCCUGAAGUAGCUUUAUAUUUUGUUAAAGAUGAAAAAACUAGAUUUGGCUUAGCUUUAGAAUGUGGAAAUUUAGAGAUUGCAUUAGAAUCGGCACGUGCACUAGAUAGUAAUUUUUAUUGGAAAAAAUUGGGAGAGCUUGCCUUAGUUCAAGGUGAUCAAAAAAUAGUUGAAAUGUGUUAUCAACGUGCAAAAAGUUUUGAAAAAUUAUCCUUUUUUUACUUGAUAUCAGGCAACGUUGAAAAAGUUAAGAAAAUGAUGAAAAUAGCUGAAAUAAGAAAAGAAACCUGCAACCAAUUUCGCACAGCUAUGUUUUUGAAUGAUAUUUUGGAACAAAUAAAAAUUUUAAAAUCUAAAGGUCAAUAUACAUUGGCUUACAUAUCAGCAAUAACUCAUGGAAUUACUGAGGAAUCUAAAGAACUUAAAGACAAAUUGGAAAGUUUAUCAAUAAAGAUUCCAAUCAUCCCCUCACAACAUAGCCAUAUAGAACCAUGUGUUGCUUUUAUGAAAAAUGAAGAAAAUUGGCCCUUAUUAACCUAUUCCAAAGGCGUAUUUGAAACUAUGUUAUUUGUAAAAAAAACUUUGCCUUCAAAAGUUACUUCUUCGAUGAUUUUAGUGAAUACAACGAACAGUGAAAACAUAGGCGAUGCUUGGGUUGAGGAAGAUAUACUUAAUCACGAUGACGAUUAUGAUGGCGCGAUAAAUGACAAGAGGAACACAGAAGACGAGCGAGGCGAAGGUGACUGGGAUGUAGGUGAUGAUGAUAUUGACAUCCCUACUAUCGAUCCAGGGAUCGAGAGGAAUAGUUUGAUUGGUGAAACAAAUAUGUUUCCUACCCAAGGAAUAUCUCAACCACAAAUAUGGACUGCAUCUUCAGAAUUUGUCAUCGAUCAUAUAUUGGCUGGCUCAUUCGAAACUGCUUUUAGUUUAUUAAAUUCACAAAUUGGUGCCGUAAAUUUUGAGCCAUUUAAACAACUAUUUCUUCAAACCUUUAGCCGAAAUAAAAACCUGAUUCCUAAUUUGUCUAUUAUUCCUCCAUUCCCGUCUUAUCCCCAACGUAUAACACACGAUCCUGGGUUAAAGGGAAGUUUCCCGAUUUUAAGCUUCAAAUUAUCUUCACUGAUUAAACUACUUCAAAUAGCUUACCAAUUAACAACUGCAGGAAAAUUUAAUGAAUCUAUUGACUAUUUUAAAACUAUUUUAACCUAUGUUCCACUUUUGGUAGUUGAAAAAAAGCAAGAAAUUAAUGAAAUCAAAGAAUUGGUAUCUACUUGCAAGGAAUAUAUAAUUGGCUUAAAGAUGGAACAAUAUAGAAAAGGUUUAUCCAAAGAAUCUGUAGAUAAUCAAAAAAGGAACGCUGAACUCGCCGCUUAUUUUACACAUUGUGGUCUUCAACCGAUUCAUUUAAUAUUGACGCUAAGAACUGCACUAAAUCAAUUUUACAAACUAAAAAAUUAUAAAUCAGCAUGUAGCUUUGCUAAAAAGUUAUUAGAAUUGGCACCGAAACCGGACAUAUCUCUUCAAGUGCGCAAUAUACUCAAACUAUGUGAAAAAAAUCCAGUUGAUGAAGAAACACUAUGUUAUGAUGAAUUCAACCCGUUUACAAUUUGUGCUCGAACUUACAAACCCAUAUAUCGGGGUAAAGAUUUGAUAAAGUGCCCAUAUUGCAAUGCUAAUUAUAUGCCAGAAUUUAAUAAACAAUUAUGUUCUAUAUGUAAUAUAUCUCAAAUAGGGAGAGAUUCAGCAGGACUACGGAACAGUCAUUUACAAUUGAAAUGAUUAUUUAUUAUUCUAUAAAUAUUUUUUUAUAAUUUAUUUCCCUUAUUUAAAUUCUUAUUAUAUUAUGCCAUAAUAACAAUAGGAAUAAAGUUCAUAUGAAUCAAAUGAGAUUUUAUUAAAACAUCUUCUUUGACCUGCCUU